Messenger RNA from Acomys russatus (golden spiny mouse), 1450 nucleotides. RefSeq names its product thymus, brain and testes associated (gene Tbata). The record is from RefSeq and is a predicted model, not a curated record. The transcript has 10 exons. Lineage: Eukaryota; Metazoa; Chordata; Mammalia; Rodentia; Muridae. The coding region runs from base 323 to 1402 and encodes 359 amino acids.
AAGGAUUUCUUGCUGUUGCGAUGGUCAAGAGCACUUGAGAGCUUCUGUUCUAAAGAGCACCUUUUCCUGUAGGCGAGUGGAUGAGGGACUUCAAAAUGCCCAGUCUCCAAGCAUGAAGCAUCUAAGCACUUGCCCCUACCAUCGAUGACAGCCUCCUGCGGCUUCCUGAAGAGGGAGCCUCGCUCACUGUUUUAGACAAAAGAUCAGGAGCCUAUCGUCUGUUCCAGUUUAUACACCUGCCAGCAGUCCACCAGAGCUGUGCCCUCCAGCGAGAACACUGGCAAUAGGAUUCUAGUCUUUCUCUCUCAUUGCAAACGCUGCGAUGACUACGGAGGUGAAAACCCAGUUGACUGAGCAUCCACUAGCGAGUCCAAAGGCAGAGCUGGGGCCUGAGAAGAAACCAGAGCCCUUUCCAAGGAGCCACGGGGAUGUCGGGUUCCAGAAAGAGCCUGUGGUCCCAGGCAUUGUGGAUUUCGAGCUGACCCAAGAGGAAGUGAAGACUUCUAAGCCCCAAACACCCAGUGCCUACCGCUUUGGACGCCUCAGUCACCAUUCCUUCUUCUCCCGGCACCACCCCCAACCACAGCGAGUGACGCACAUCCAAGAUAUCACCGGGAAGCCCGUCUGUGUGGUGAGGGACGAGAUCUCUCUGGCACCCUUGACUCCAUCUACACUUUUAUCCGGCUAUCUGACAGGGAUGCCCACCAUCUCUGUUCCCAUUGGAGACCCACAGUCCAACCGGAACCCCCAGCUUUCUCCUGACACCUGGAAGAAGAAUUUAAAGGACCUGGCUUCCCAAGUGGCUAAGGAAAUUGAGUCAAAGAUGAAUGACACUGGUGCUGAACAAAGGAGCGAGCCUGGAAAGAAAGCUCCUCCUCUGAGGGACCAGGGGGCAAAGUACUCAGCUGAGACUGGUAGGCUUAUUCCUGCUUCCAGCCAAGCCCUCACCCGCCGCAGCCGCCAGGGCCAGCGGGGCAACCCUUCUGGCAAAGAUGGAGGAGUCCAAACCUCUGUUCUGCAGAACCAGGAGCUUCUGAUCUUGGAGCUCCUUUGUCAGAUUCUACAAACAGACUCUCUAAGCGCUAUUCAGUUCUGGCUGCUCUAUGCUCCACCGAAGGAGAAAGACUUAGCGCUGGGGCUUUUGCAGACUGCUGUGGCUCAGCUCCUCCCACAGCCUCUCCCCUCCAUCCCAGCAGAGAAGCUCUUAAACCAACUCCAAGAGCUUCAAGAACUGCCUCAAGAGACGCAGCAGGCUACCUACAGUCCAUCCCUGAGGAAGACAAAGACACCACCUCCACCCAAGAUAGAAAAACCAGAGUUCGUUGGCAAAGCCCAAGUCCUCCGAGUGCAUCCCAACGAGGACCCAGAGGAGAAAACGACCAAGUCAAAGGCCGAGGGCUGAGGAGCACAGACCCGAACACGGAGACUUCUGCCUAGCUCAAAGGCAGCU